Molecule: messenger RNA, 565 nt
Organism: Radiomyces spectabilis
Lineage: Eukaryota; Fungi; Mucoromycota; Mucoromycetes; Mucorales; Radiomycetaceae
Product: replication factor A protein 3
Exons: 4
Coding region: 56-379 (107 amino acids)
Biological process (GO): base-excision repair; mismatch repair; nucleotide-excision repair
Cellular component (GO): nucleus; DNA replication factor A complex; site of double-strand break
Molecular function (GO): single-stranded DNA binding; damaged DNA binding
Source: RefSeq, a predicted model, not a curated record
CGCGCCGCUUUCUCUACAUUUCACCCUCAUUCACCUUUUUUCCACCUUGUAAAUAAUGGACAAACCUACACCUCGCAUCAACUCACAACUUCGUGAAAACUACGUCGGACAAACCGUCCGAGUAGUUGGCAAAGUAUUAUCAUUCUCUGGCGACACCGCCGUCUUGGAAGCAACUGACGGUGGUCAAAUUCUCGUCAAAGUCAACGGCCAAAGCCAAUGGGGAUCGGAUUAUAUGGAAGUCAUUGGACGAGUAGAAUCUGACUUUAGCUUGAUGGAAUUCAAAUCGGCCAACAUGGGAAAUUCACUUGAUAUGAAGUUGGCGGAUAAAGUAGUGCAAUACGGACAAAAGUGCCCUGAACUGUUUGAUUUAAAGGCGUAGUUUGUGGAUUUAUGCCGGGAGACAACUGAAUUUGAUCGGAAGGGAGAUUGCCAAAAACAGUAAAUAAGAGGGUUGGAUCAACCAAAUAAACUCAAGUUCCAUUUCAUCGUUCUUUUCACUUGCCCCCCCAACGAACGCACUAUUUCCUGUCCUUUCUUUUCCCUGUCUUUCUAACUUUUUUUUUUU